ACCACGCCCGUCGCCAUGUGUUUUUAUAGCGUGCAUCAUUGUUGGCAAGCCUGUAUAUGCAACAAAUCGCUAUUCGAGCCUGUCGCUGGUCCAACUUGAACCAUCUCGGAAGAACGACUCCAGCCUCCCUAAUCGCCAUUCUUCAUCGAAGACCCUAUACAAUGCCUCCGAAACGCAAAGCAACCUCGAGCCCGACGUCCGACGCACCUGUGAACAAGAAAUCUGCUUUGCAAGCUCUUAAGCCGUCCGUGAAGCUUGAAGUCAAGACCGAACCCGACACCAACAUCAAGUCGGAUAAUGCGCCAGACUACGAAGACCCAAAACGCGAAGCACUGGAGGAAGACUAUGGCGUGAUACAACGAGAAUUCUACCCGGCUGAAAUGUCGAACGAGAGAUGCGCUCAAUACAAUGCCAAUGAAAUUCCGCGACCGAUAGAGGUGCUCACCCAGGCUGUACAGAAGACGGCAUUCGCGCGCAAGACGAUCGACAUUGGUGAUGCCGUGGUACACUGGUUCAAGCGCGACCUUCGAACGAAAGACAAUCGGGCUCUACACUUGGCCAGUAAGAAGGCAAAGUCGAAGGGUGUACCUUUGAUCUGCUUGUUCAUCGUCAGUCCGCAAGAUUACCAGGCUCAUUUGACUGCUCCCGUGCGCGUCGACUUCGAGCUCAGGACGUUGCAGGUGCUGAAGGAAGACUUGGCCAGGAAAGAUAUCCCUCUGUACGUCGAGACCGUCGAGGUUCGAAAGAAGGCUCCCGGACGCAUCAUCGAGCUGUGUCAGAGCUGGGGCGCCAAGCACAUCUUCUGCAAUAUCGAGUAUGAGGUCGACGAGCUAAGGCGAGAGACCCUCCUGACCAAUUCGUGUCUUGAGCAAGGCAUCGAUUUUCAUGCUGUUCACGACGAUGUUGUAGUACCUCCAGGCAACCUCACAACCGGACAAGGCAAGCAAUAUUCGGUCUACACACCUUGGUACAAAGCCUGGAUCCGACACAUCCAUGAGAAUCCUACUAUUCUGGACGAAUUUGCAGCGCCAGAGCAAAAUCCUGCUUCAGCGCGACAAAAACACGCAGACCUGUUCAAGACACCAAUUCCUCCGGCACCCGAGAACAAGAAACUGAAUGAUGAAGAGAAGGAGCGAUUUAAAGCACUAUGGCCGCCGGGUGAACACGAAGCUCUUGAUCGGCUCAGCAGCUUCCUCAACAAGAAGAUCACAAAUUACAAGGAUGCUCGCAACAUCCCUGCUGCAAACAGCACCGGUGUCAUCUCUGUACACUUGUCGUCAGGCACUCUCGCUGCAAGGACGGCUAUCAGGAGCGCUCGUAACAUAAAUUCUUCCAACAAGUUAGACUCUGGCAACGAAGGCAUCAAAACCUGGAUCUCAGAAGUCGCUUGGCGGGACUUUUACAAGCACGUGUUAGCGCACUGGCCUUAUGUGUGUAUGUCGAAGCCCUUCAAGUACGAAUACACAAAAGUCAGAUGGGAGUACAACGACGAACACUUCGCUCGCUGGUGCGAGGGUAGAACUGGCUUUCCCCUCGUCGACGCUGCGAUCCGUCAGAUGCACUCUAUGGCCUAUAUGCACAACAGAUGUCGCAUGUUGGUAGCAUCAUUUCUGUGUAAAGAUCUCCUCCUAGAUUGGCGUAUUGGGGAGAGGUACUUCAUGGAACACCUUAUAGAUGGUGACUUUGCCUCUAACAACGGUGGUUGGGGAUUCUCGGCAUCGACAGGCGUGGACCCGCAGCCCUACUUCCGCGUCUUCAACCCGUUGCUGCAGAGUGAGAAGUUUGAUGAACAAGGUGAAUAUAUCAGAAAGUGGUUGCCGGAGCUGAAGAACAUCAAGGGUAAAGCGAUACACGAUCCUUAUGGCAGAGGAGCCGGGAAGGAGGCCGAGAAAGCAGGCUAUCCCAGACCGAUGGUCGAUCACAAGGUUUGCAGAGAUCGAUGUCUCGCACGAUACAAAGAGGCACUAGGCAAGAGUACUGCUUGAGAUUAAGCAUACUGCAUAAGUUUAGGGAGUUACUUAGAUACACAUCGGAUGUAGGUUUCCAAAAUUUCAGCCUCCCUGAGCCUCCUGCAAGGACGAGCGUCGAUCACUGCACGUGUCGUUGUCAGAUUCAGCCUCCUAAUGAUCUCAAUACCAUAUAUUUUCUUUUGCCUUGUCACGAAGUCAUUCGAGCAGAAACCAAAGUCUCUUGAUUGGCGAGGGAAUCAGGUCCGCCCAAAAGGCUACUUGCAGCGGUGAAAACCAUCCGACAGAUACGAGUGUUGAGCUUCCGUACGACCUGCGAAAGAUUCGGCUGUAAGAGCGCGUGCAUGCAUGUACUUUCUAGGGG
Messenger RNA from Aureobasidium subglaciale EXF-2481, 2331 nucleotides. RefSeq lists its product as uncharacterized. Lineage: Eukaryota; Fungi; Ascomycota; Dothideomycetes; Dothideales; Saccotheciaceae. Gene Ontology annotation, cellular component: cytoplasm; nucleus. The coding region runs from base 162 to 1985 and encodes 607 amino acids. The transcript has a single exon. Gene Ontology annotation, molecular function: DNA binding; FAD binding. Gene Ontology annotation, biological process: circadian regulation of gene expression; entrainment of circadian clock by photoperiod. The record is from RefSeq and is a predicted model, not a curated record.